Molecule: messenger RNA, 2111 nt
Organism: Ciona intestinalis (vase tunicate)
Lineage: Eukaryota; Metazoa; Chordata; Ascidiacea; Phlebobranchia; Cionidae
Source: RefSeq, a predicted model, not a curated record
CCUUUGAAUUUAUCCGUGAUAUGCAUAAAAUCGUGCAGAUGGUACACGUUUACGUAUUCAGUGAUGCGGUUCUGUAAAACUGAGCGAAAAAAAGCAGUGACAGAGAGAAAAUACUGUACGUGAUUCGGACCACAACGCAGAAACUGUACAAGCGCUUGCUCAUUCAAAAAUAAUACUGUAGUCUAUACGUCAGUAACUGAAACAAUUCAAACAGACAAGAGGCGGUCUUUGGAACAACAACGAAAGAAAACGAAACAAUUUGAGUCCAAAAGCUUAUUCAACGUUGAUUACGAAUGUUUCCAAAGAAACUUCUGCAUUUUCCGAUUUACCAAUGCCCGAGGAAUGGCCCGCUUACCAAACGUGGCAACAAUAUUACCAGUAUUUCCACUUGUAUGCUGAUAAGUUCGAUCUUCGUCGAUACAUACAUUUCAAUGUAUCAGUUGAGGAAGUUGUUAAAUCAGAAAAUUACAUUGAAACAGGAUCUUGGGUUGUGCAAACAAGAGAUGUGACGACUGGAAAAGAGAAAAAAGAAGAAUUCGAUGCAGUGAUCGUUGCAUCCGGAAGAACAGGGAAACAGAUCUGGGUCACUUAUCCAGGAUUGGAAGACAAAUUUCGGGGAAAAGUUUUACACAGCGGUAACUACGAGUCGGCAGAAGAAUUUAAAGACAAGUCAGUUCUCGUUAUCGGCGCAAGUAACUCGGGUUGUGACGUGGCAGUUGAUUCGUCCUCUUACUGCAAGGAUGUAUUCAUCAGCACUCGUAAUGGAUUCUGGCUUGUGCCCCGAAUAUUUACUCAUGGCAAGCCUCUAUUAAUGGCGUUAUCAAAUCGGUUCAAGAGAGGCCUACAAAGCUUUGUACCAGGUUGGAUAAUAAACAAAGUGUUUAUUGGAAUGGCUGAAGUCAGAAUGAACCAUGAGGCUCUUGGUAUUCGUUCCAAGUUCGGUCCCAUGAACCCAAGAGCUACAGUAACUGUCAGCGACGAAUUGCCGCUGAAAAUUUACUCAGGUCUGGUGAAAGUAAGACCAGAAGUUAAAAGUUUCGGAGAGGAUCACGUGACAUUUGUAGAUGGAAAAACGGAGGCGAUUGAUCUUAUUGUCAUGGCGACAGGAUUCGCGCCAAAAUUUGAAUUUCUUUCGAAAGAUAUUAUCCCAGAACAGCCAGAAGACAUGCGACUUCAUAAAUGGAUUUUCCCCUUCAAUCUUGAGCAUCCUUCUACAUUAACUUUCGUGGGUUCUUGUAUGCCAGUGGGUAGUGGCCCUCUUAACAACACACACGAAUUACAGGCACGCUACGUCACUCAAGUAUUGAGUGGCAAAACGAAGCUCCCUUCUGCUGAUAGAAUGCAGAAUAUGUGGUCGGAUCAACGGAAAGAGAUGCUCAAGAAAACUGGGGGAGUUUUUAAAUUCAAGGUCCCUAUAUUCGAGUACCAGGAAGAAAUAGCUGGUGAGAUCGGGGUGUUGCCAUCAUUCUUCCGCCUUCUUUUCACCGAUCCUCGGCUGGCGUUCAAUUUUUACUUCGGUCCUUUGCUACCUUACCAUUACAGGAUUGUAGGCGAGAAUUCUAAACCAGAAUGUCGGGAAUAUGCACUUAACGCUAGUGCGAGAACAUGGGCUGCCUUUAGAUAACUGUAUUAUUGUUUCUUCUCAAAUACCACGUUCGUGGUAAUUCUAAUACAUUUCAAAUCGUUUACUAUACUAUAUUACCAAGUUCAAUGGUAGCCUGUGCGGUAAGACAACAGUACACCUUUAGCACAUAAUAUCCGAAUAUCCGGAUCAGAGCAUGUUUUCAACAAUCUAUAGAAGUCGUGAAGCUACGGUUUUAUAAUUCUUUGAAUGUUCUUUGUUUACUACCAAAUGGGAAAUGAAAAUGGAACGAUAGGGUGUCUCAUCUUUCCCAAUCCUACUAAACAUUUCUAAGAACUGCAUCUUUACCAAUUGUAAUAUGCAAGCGCUUAUAAUUUUUCUCGGGCUUAUAUAAUUUACAGAGAUUUUGCAAACGUUUUUUCACUAUUUUACCUGAUUACCUUUAACUUAAAACGUUGUUUUUAUGCAUAUCGACGGCGAGUUAUCAUCAAUACAGUGUAUGUAAAUUUAAUAAACCUAUGCAAAAAAA